AUGUCAGUYCCAGUAUUGUCUAAAUACGCUACAUCACUAGAGGGUAAUAUAAAGACUCGURAKWUCCAGAAAAUUGAAGAAAUCGGCAUCGAUCCAGCUACUAUUCCAGAUGAAGAGCUUGAUCCUGAGUGUUUACCGCCAAUAGAGCAGUCAGACRUGUUCUCCUUCUUAGUGUUGGAAACAAGUCAUUAUACUAACGACCAGUUUAAGAACUACAAAAGUCUCGAAGCAUAUAAUCAAGUGGUUUCUGGGUUUGUAGUGUUCGUCAAGGGAAGAAUUGUUUCCGAUAAGUAUACAGUCGUCGCUAAAGUCCGACAUUCACAACGUAUGAACGAUCCUCCCGUUGAUAUCUGGCUUAUUACAGGUAAAGAUGGAAGAAUUUUAUCUGCUCAUUGCCUGGGCUGUAAGGCAGGUCUUGCUGAAUCGUGCUCACACGUUGCUAGUGCUUUAUUUUAUAUCGAAUGUUGGACUCGAAUCAAUGGAAAGUUGGCGUGUACGCAAACGAAAUGCUCGUGGCUUCUUCCAACUUAUGUAAGUCAUGUUAACUAUGCAAGGGCAAAAGAAAUUGAUUUCUCUUCUAAAAAAUUGAAGGAAAAACUUGACAAUAAAAUUGAAACUUUUGAUGGAUUUCCCCAUCAAACUCGAACUGUUGGCGAUUCAGCGAACAAAAACACGACCCCUAGCGUUUCAGCGGAGGAUGUGACAGAAUUUUACAAAAAGCUAAACCAGUGUGAAACAAAGGCUUCAAUAUUAAGUUUAAUUGAUCCAUAUGCCGAUCAAUUUAUUUCAAAGAGUAGAAAUAUACCAGUUCUAACAGAUCUUUACAAGUCUAGUUAUUUGGAUGUGAAAUUUAUCGAGCUUUUACAGAAAUGUUCGGAAGUACAGAUUAACAUUUCCGACGAAGAAAUUGACAUCGURGAACAGGACACACGUAGUCAAGCUAAAGGUGCAGGAUUUUUUAGGCAUCGUGCUGMCAGAAUUGGAGCCUCUGUCUGUGGUGCUGUGUUCCAUGGAAAUCUCGCUCAACCUUCUCAAAGUCUCAUUCACUCAAUCUGCUAUCCUCAUCUGUUUAAAAUAAACAACAAGGCAACAAAACAUGGAUGUAAAUACGAGGAGCAAGCCAUCAAAACGUAUGAACACCAUAUGAAAUCGCUUCAUACUAACUWUGAAAUUAAGAGAUGUGGACUUUUUAUAAACAAAGACUUCCCUUUUAUACAUGCUACACCAGAUUUUUUAGUAUCCUGUGAUUGCUGUGGAUUAGGUUGCGGUGAAGUUAAGUGUCCCAUUUCUGUCACAAACGGUGACUUCAAAGAAUAUAGCUUGAAAGCAAGUUCAUGUCUCGAAAAUGUGAAUGGAAUAUUAAAGUUGAAGAAAUCGCACAACUAUUAUUAUCAAGUACAGCAGCAGUUGUUUACAUUAUCCGAUCGAAAAUAUUGUGACUUUGUUGUAUUUGCCAUUGAUUCUGAUGGGAAUUCYCAUGUUUUAUGUGAUAGAAUAAACCCUGACCCAGGGCACUCGKGCACUGUUAUGAAAAAGCUAGAACAAUUUUGGAGAAUUUGCAUUCUUCCAGAAAUACUUGGAAGAUGGUACACCAGACGGUGUYAUCUACCUGAGAGCAAACUCAAUGAUAAUGCAGUAUGUUUCUGUAGAGGACAGCCKAAUGAUGACGUUGUAUCCUGUGKCAAUACUAACUGUCCAUAUGGCCAAUUCCAUACUAAAUGCCUCUCCUUAGAUAAUGUUACAAUGCCAAAGCAAUGGUACUGCCCUCACUGCUGUAAACAACCACAAUUCAAAAAAGGAGCAAAGGGUAAAGGUGCACAAUCUCAAGUAAACCAAGGUGCUAUGUUAAAACCUACAAUUUGUAUCUGUAAAGAAAAACCAGCCAUGUCAGAUAGACUCGUCGAGUGCCAUAAUGUACACUGCAGCAAUGGGAAUUUUUUCCAUCUGAAAUGCUUGGGAUUGCAAAGAAUGCCGAGAAAUUCCAAAACAACAUGGCUAUGUUACAUAUGUCGAGGAACAAAGGACAGUACAAUGCCUGCUGCUACUAAACCUACCUCUUGUACUUCUUCAAUACCUACAUCACCUGCAACAUCAGACUCGUCAGAUGCUGAUAAUGAUAGUGAUGAUGAAAUAACAAUUACCAAAGUGUCAACUAGUUCUGGUUCUGUUAAUAAGUAUGGUAUUCUGGCUAAAUUAAACAACUCAGACUAUGACAUCAUUAGUGAUCCAGCUGGAUGGCUUACCGGUGACAUAAUCCAAUGUGCUCAAGUCCUGCUAAAGGAAGUUAACCCAGCAAUCGAAGGCUUUCAGCGACCAACUCUUGGGAGAGUCAGAAACUUUGACAUAGUGUCAAGUGAAUUUAUACAGAUUCUACACACUGGAGGAAAUCACUGGGUCUGUGUAAGCUCGCUGGGAUGUCAACCUGGAUAUGUUAACUUGUAUGACAGUUUGUACAGUGAUGUAAUUAGUCAAGAAGUAGAAGAUCAGACCAAUGACCUCAUGGGUGGAAAUUUAAUUAGUUUAGAUUUUGUUCCUGUCCAGCAACAGAACAAUGGUAGUGACUGUGGGGUCUUCUCCAUUGCAUUUGCAACAUGUUUGUCUUUUGCAACUAACCCAAGUSACUUUACUUUUGACAUUCCCAGAAUGCGGCCACACUUACUAUCAUGUCUCAAAGAUAGGAAAAURAGUAUGUUUCCAUCCUUUUAAUUUCUUGAUAAAUUUAGUGAAAUAUAGUGCAAACAUUGUGG
Molecule: messenger RNA, 2747 nt
Organism: Exaiptasia diaphana
Lineage: Eukaryota; Metazoa; Cnidaria; Anthozoa; Actiniaria; Aiptasiidae
Exons: 1
Coding region: 1-2706 (901 amino acids)
Biological process (GO): proteolysis
Molecular function (GO): cysteine-type peptidase activity
Source: RefSeq, a predicted model, not a curated record